UGUCGAAAUUAUUUGUCUUAGCCCAUGAUUUAUUUUUAUAAUUAUGAAUCCUAUUUUAUUUGUUGAAAUUAUUUGUCUUAGCCCAUGAGGACUGUCGACUCUGGUCGUGCAAGUUGCCUGUGAUCUGCCACAACAUUGUCGAGUGGCACCUCCCGGAUAGAUUUGUCCGACAAUUUAAUUGGGCGCAACCGAUUCCUCUCCCACCACCGGAUGUACAUAAGUCACUCUACAAGUGCAGCAAGGAUCUGCGAGGUACAAUCAGUGAUUGGCCAACCAAGCACCAUAAAUGGAUUGAAAUGUGGGAGUCUCGUCAGACGUAUGCAAUUGAUGGGAUCCCAAUGAAGAGGCCAAUGAGGUACCAAGAUGAAUACAUGGUUUGGUACCGCAAGUUCACAAAAAGAUGGGUAACCAAACGUGGCGCCGUGAUCGGUUUGUUGGUAAGCAUAAUAUCUAUUUACUAUAAUCACUUUAGCUACACAAAGAGUGUUUGACUAACAUGUUUAUUUAAGUUGAUGGGUUGGAACUUGCAUCAAUGACGUUGGAGAAUGAACCAGAACAAGAUGUGUCAGCUGAGAAAAUUUCAUUCUUGAAGAAGCUCUUCAAGAAUCUCUUGUCAUGUUCGCGGGAAAUUCGAAGGGAUGUCAUUGCAUAUCCUCCUGCACCUGCAUCGCCACGUCCUUCCUCCCACACCAUUGAAGUUGAAUCUCUCCCGCCAUCACCACCAAGGAGGAGUAAACGUCGGCAAGAACCAGUUACAGUCCCUGUGCAAGUACAAGAAGAUGUGGCACUUCCUGACCCAUACGAGUAUGGAUUCCCUCCAGUCAUAAGGGAAUUAGGAGAGGGAUCAUCAGGUCCUCUUCUUAAGGAGGAGGAGGAGCCUACUAUGCUUCAUCGUAUGGUCAUCAAUUCCAAAUCCCCCAGCAAAGCUUCCAGACUCCGAUGACAAAUGUUUAUUAUGGUCCUCCAGCCACUGCAACCCCACCUCCAUUGUCACGAAAUACUGGAAUUGGAUAUGGAGUUCGUUCAAGGAAUAGACGUCGAAGAGAAGGACGCGGACGUGGUGCACAAGAGUGAGGUGUUCUUUAGAGUUGUUAAGUUGUUCUAUUUCUUUAGAGUUGUUAAGUUGUUAUAUUUCUAAUGACGUUAAGUUGUUCUAUUUCUUUAGAGUUGUUAAAUUGUUCUAUUUCUAAUGAAGUUGUUAAAUUGUU
This is a messenger RNA of Linum trigynum, 1208 nucleotides long. The record is from the annotation of a GenBank genome assembly. NCBI's taxonomy places the organism in Eukaryota, Viridiplantae, Streptophyta, Magnoliopsida, Malpighiales, Linaceae.